Molecule: messenger RNA, 5495 nt
Organism: Mycena citricolor
Lineage: Eukaryota; Fungi; Basidiomycota; Agaricomycetes; Agaricales; Mycenaceae
Source: the annotation of a GenBank genome assembly
GGGGGUCGUUGUGGACUUGUCCUCUGUAGCUCAUCGCAUCUAGUCAAUCCACGCCCACGCAGCGCCCGACUCCUUUGUUGCGUCGAUGACUCCGGCCGCCCGAAUGGAUCUAUCGUUACAUAGCAACCUUGAGAUGCGAGCAAUGGAGAGGGUGCCGAGAUCGCGUUACUUGAGGGUCAUCAAGACCGCGCUGGGCAACAAGAAACGGGCGUUGGACCUGGAGACACUGUCUUCGAGUGGACGUGUUCUCACUGUUGACCGGUCGCAAUCGAGGAGGAGAUCCACCAGUCCUUGUCACGGAGGUGUUGGGUGUACACACGGUCGACAGUAACAACGAGAACUAUCAUAAGAACGACGGGCCAACUCGGGAGACGCCGCUGGAUUGGAUUAAUCUCGAUAUCAGCCAGCGCGCUCGACUACCGGAAUGCGAGGCUGUACCUGAGGCCGUGCCAAUGGAACCGGGGUUGUUGCAUGCGCGGUUACCCUGUGCUUUGGCAUGCCGCGCUUUUUUUCUCUUGCACGUGUUGUCCUGCGACCUGUGCAUGCCUGCCCUAGGCGUUUCGAAGCGCGCGGCACUCCUCGACUGGAUCACCAGACUCAAUUCACUCACGAGCACAACAGGUCACAUCAGCGCCCAGUCAGGAAACAUAUUCAUAGAGAUUAAUGACGAGUCGAUAAGGCUCGGUGGUACACGGUAUAUCUUUGAGUAUUUUGGCGACGCGCCGUACGAGUCUACGAGAUCAAAUUGUUUCCGUGGAUCAGCGUAGCCACAUACGUGCGGUCCGGUGAGCCGGCAGAGGUCUCGGCGAUGACAGUGCAUCAUCAGUCAUCGGCAUCGGAGCUGUCUUGGAACUCUCAUGCUCGAGCCAGUGGACGAACCGUGCCUGACCCUCCCGUCAUGACAGAAUAUCGCAACCUGCUGCUGGCGAUCUUGGGAAGAAAAUGCGCGUACGGCUCAGAAGCGAAUACACCUCGGUGCUGCGCAAUCAUAGUACGACCAAGCCGAAGAAUCCCUCGGGCGCUACUCGUGUCUCACGGGCUGGCGACAGAAACGCUACGAAAACCUCCAGGUUCUUGAGGAGAUCGCACUUGGGAAUGUCCUGGAGGUGCGCACUCUGUGUCUAAGCGUGCGCACGAACCGUUCCACCAGGAUCUCGCGCGACGAUUUCUCCAGCAUGGGGCCUACUCCAUGGGCAAAGUGACGAUCCUCACUUGAGACAUCGAGCUGGAAAGUAUGAUCUCCGCAACGAAUGAUCCAAUCUGGGAUUUGGUCAAUUUAGCCUUGGCACGUUCUACCGUGUGGCUCGCUCUCGUCCGACGACGCGAGCAUCACCGAGCUACUAUAACUGAGUCUGAGAGGAUCGAAAAGCUGAAGCCCGAUCUACCUGCCCAUCUGAAACCAUGCAGAGAUCCCGAUCGAGCCUGUGCUGGACUCGUGUCAAUCGACGACUCCCAGAAAUGAUGAAACAUCCAUGGUUCCCAUUCUGCUUGCCGAGAAAAUUAACACGCCCGCCUCCAUGCUGGGUUCUUUGGCUUGGGCAGUGGACUCUUUGAACUCUCCUCUUCCUGCAACGCCGAAUCGGGAGUUCGAGUGUGUGCAUAGGUUGGGCUGUGUUGAUGCGUAAGAGGUUGACGAAUGGUUUGAGAUCUGUGAGGGACCGUACGAGACACGACACUCACAAAAACGGGAGUCGGGAUCUGAAGCUCGGCUCUGGAAUGCCUCCAGAGAUCGAUGCGCAGGUGCCGGGUGAUGGAUUUGGACCGAAAGGACGGGCACGAUCUCGGCGGUAUCCUUGGAAGCACAAGUGUCGUGCUGAGGGUGUGUGCCUGUGUGUGCGUGCGUGCACCCGUAUGCGAGGCUGAACCCGCGACCAGCCGCACUAAUGGGGAGACACUUCCAGCAAAGCCAGGGCGGCUUUGUUUGCCCUCUCUGUGGGACCCAUCGACCCCGCAAUGCUGGUGUUCAUGCACGCGUGACGCCCGCCUGCCCACCCCCGACUUAUGGAUAUUUCCCACGCUUCUCGAGCUUCUCAAGAUCACGUCGAGAGUGUUUGCGCGCUGCGUCAACUCGCGGAGUGGUAUGGCCCAGAUUCGUGUGGUUAUCGCCCUCGGGCAUGCGGCCCACUGGACGAACCACUGGACGUAGUCGAUCCAUGCGACACCGAGUCCUACGUGUGCUGCACGCUCGCUACUCAUGCGUUUCUUCCACAACCCGAUCACAGCCUGGAUUCGACACGCCAAGAAGGAAAACGCGCCUUGCGUCAUUGUCAUCUGGGAUCCUACGCUCUUAGGCUGCAGCGAACGAACACAGCAUACGCGACGCGCAGGUUCCUACAAAAGCUCGCGGUUCACUGGCUCGGGCCCUUACUCGACGUAGGAUUCUUGCGCCCGCAGGAGAAAGCAGAUGUGCACGAGCAGCCGCCCGAUCACUUGACCAGCGCAACGACGGUCCAAUUCGAGGCCAAGUUCUAACCUCGCUGUCCGCCUGAACAGCGCCCAGAGGCUUCCCGCGAUCUAGAGAAUGUCGAUAGACUGAAUGGCGCGGAGACGGUUUCGGUGGAUUUGGGCACCAAGGAGGGCAAGGCGGAUCUGAAGUAAGCGGGAGGCGCAGACGCAGACAAAGUCGAAGAAGAAAAAGGCAAAACCCUAAUUCGACGCAUCGCUGUCUAGAGCUCUUCUACGUGUCUUCUGGUGUUUCGCGGGCGGGGGCAUCCUCAAGCUACUGUCUCCUCAGCAAGUCUCCCAUUCACCUCAUUUUGAAUAUCGGGCACUCGCUGGCCGGAUUCGUCCCCCAUUUCUCAUGAGAUGUAAUCACCAGAGUUCCCUGCUCCAGGCCAUGAUUGGAGAGGUGCGCUGGACAGAGGGUGCCGUUGCCUUUGGAGGAUCUAUUGGCUACGUCACACAAUCAGCUUGGAUCCGGAAUCCGACCCCGGGAGACAACAUCACCCUCGGUCAGGAACUCAAACUCGACCGUUUCGAAGACGUUGUCAGAGCUUGCAAUCUGGAACACGACCUCAACAUCUUGCCUCAUGGUGCAGAGACGGUCAGACCGAGAUUGGUGAGCGAGGAAUCAGACUGUCUGGAGGCCAGAAAGAUCGUGUGGCCCUGGCCCCUGUCGCGUGCUCGUCCUUAGACAUCGUGCUGCUGGAAAACCCGCUGGGCGUCCGGUCGAGACCAAGCGACUAGACUCCCUCUUGCGGUCGACGCUCUACGCGUCGUACACAGAAGCGCUCACAGUCCGCUCGACUAUCCGGGCCUAUCGGGGACAGGAUGACGCUAUCCGGCAUGCUGAGCAUGGCUUGGGUCUGGAGAACAGAGCGUAUCUGAUGACCAUUGCCUUGCAAACCUGGCUUGGCCCCCGCCUCAAUGUCUUUGGGAACAUCAUCAUAUUUGACAUUGCCAUCUCUGCCGCUGCAUUUCGAAAGUCCGUUGAUUUCAGCAAGAUUGGUGUGGUACUCUCUUACACCCUAAGCAUCACCCAAAUCUUCUGCAGGGUCGCCGCGGGUGUCAAUGGCCCUCAGCUUACAUAUCGCAGCGCAAAUGAUCAACAUGUCCGCCCGGAACGAGCAGAACAUGAAAUCCGUCGAACGCCUCAUCGUGUACGCGGAACUUCCAGCAGAAGGAGCGUCAACGACACCCAAUGACCCACCCGCCUCGUGGCCCGACCAUGGCCCGAUCACCUUCAAGGACAUCCAGAUGCCGUAUCGGGAAGGUCUGCCGCCGGUGCUCAAGGGGGUCAGGUUGGACGUCAAGGCUGGAGAGAAUAUCGGGAUUGUCGGUCGGACGGGGACGGGCAAGAGCUCUCUGCAGCAGUGCUUAUUCCGCAUAGUCGAGUUGCAGCUGGGUCAAGUCGACAUUGACGGAGCGAAUAUCGCAGGGCUUGGUCUGGAUGUGUUGAGAGAUUGGCUGACGCUGGUCCCGCAGGACGGCGUGCUGUUCCUGGGCGCUCUGCGGGAGAACCUGAACCCCCCAAACUCGAGAACGGACACUGAGCUGCUAUUCGUGCUUCGGCGCGAAUGGUCACUGCCACGACCCAAAGAACCGACUGACCCCAUAGCCAAAGCCAAGUUAAGUCUGAACUCCACCAUCGACGACGAGGGAUCCAACUACAGCGCCAGGAAGAAGCAGCUGCUGACUCUCUGUCGAGCAUUGAUGAAAAGCAGCCCAAUCAGGGUUCUGGACGAGGCGGCGAGCAGCGUCGGCGUAGAGAUGGAUGGGAAGUUACAGCGGACGAUCCGGACAGAGUUUGCGAACUCAGUGUUGCUGCGUAUCGCACAUCGGCUUAAUACGCUGCGCGUAUUUACAGCCCCCUACGACCGUAUUUUGGGCAUGGACCAGGUUCAAGUAGUCGAGUAACCUUUCGGGGGCGAAUAUCCUGCGCAUCCGGGCCGAUAACGUAUAAAAUAGCACUGAAGACACGCUACGCCUCACUGACGGCUUGGAUAUCCUACAUGGAGUUGAUACUUGGACUGAUGGGAUACACGACUGACUGCGAUUACUCGGACUGCAUGCGAGUCAGCGAACCACCAAAAGCACCAUUGACUUCAACCAACGGUCCGGGUGAUGAGCAAUCUGAUGUCAGUGCGGACGCUCAGAGAAGAACAGCAUCCCAAACUAAGUCUGUCUGGCCUGCAUCGAUGAUUGUGAGAAUGAGUCCGGGCGUUGCCGAUCACAGAUAUCAUGAUCUGUCACUGACGUCCCUCAACUGUUUUCCACCUUCCAUCAAAGGCGGCCGUCCCGAGUCCCGACUGACAGCGAUUUGCGGAAGAGUCCAAAGCUCGAGUCCUCUUCUGUGCUAGAGUAUAUCUCUGAGCUGGCGGACAGGGUCUAGAAGUACGGGCGCGAUAUUCGUCACAGCUGUUGUCUCGCGACGAGAGCAUGGGCGAGAAGGUUCGUGGUACCGCGGUGCGUGUGGGCAAGAGAGUUCGUGGUACCGAUUUGUAUAUACUUCAAUCUGUAUGGUCCUACAAUGCAGGAAUUGGCACUCAGGUGCUAUCAGCUCGGCUUCGCGCACAAAAAGUCGUACACACGGCACCGCCGAAUUGCAUGGCAGCUUGCCCGGAUCUCGUCUCGAUCGUGCAGUUGGCCCGUCAUUCUCUCAAUGAGCUCGACCGCCUGCUGUCUGAUCGCACUAGCUUCAGAUGAAAGAACCCGGUGUUGCAAUGCAGAGCGACAGAUCGAUGCCACGAGGUCCUGUGUCCCAUACGCACCUUUCCCCGGUCGCAGUACGCAGAAACCAUCCGCGUGCGGAAUGCGAUUGUUAGGGAUCUCGCAAACGAGAGCAUGGCAUCUGCUGGCCGCAUGACAUCUGCUGGCGGCUGGCGCUGCGGCGUCACUUUUUCGAGACGCAUCUACAGCCAGUACUCCAACAUUCCUUCCUGUCACAUUCAGCCAACAAGGGGGCUGUUUUGCAUCGGACACUGGCUCGGUUCUCCCACGAUGCUGUUCCCGGAGUUCUGGUUUGACCGGCAUGCAAGAUUGGCGCUGUGAUCCUG